Molecule: messenger RNA, 881 nt
Organism: Cylicostephanus goldi
Lineage: Eukaryota; Metazoa; Nematoda; Chromadorea; Rhabditida; Strongylidae
Source: the annotation of a GenBank genome assembly
AUGGAGUUGGAGAAGAAACGAACUGCAUUGUUGACUGAAAAAGAAGCCAAAGAAACACCGCAGCAAAAGAAGCAGAAGCUCAUUGAACAAAUGAGAGCCAGUAAUGAGGAUAUUGAAAAGAUGGAAAAACAGUUACUAAAAAUCAACGAGCAAAUCAACAUUGCACAUGAGGAACUUCGCGAGUUUGAUUCAAGUGCAAAUGAGAAACUGGCAAAAAAUAAUGAGAAGUACCAUGAUCUACUAGUGAAAGAGAAGGAGUACGACGAUUUCCUAAAAGGUUUCGAAGAACUAAAGGAGAAUCUAACCAUCGAGUUGGACAAAUAUGGAGAAGAAAUAGUACAAUUACUGAGAAGAAUUUCUCUGAAUGUUGAACAGGCAGCAGCCCUGGAACCACGAGUUACCUCACUUGACAUGAAUGAGCUGCUGCAAGGUAGAGCAACAUUGGAGGAGCUCCGAAAUUUGUACAUACGACUUCAAGAAGAGUCUCAAACCCUUGAUGACAUCGAAGUUCGUUACAAUAACGAAAUGGAAGCAAUGAGAACGAAAAUGGCCGAAAUGAGAGAGCAAAUCGAAAACUUCACAGACGUGGAUAAAAUUGCUGCUGAAGCCAGAGACGAUGUCGAGAAAUUGCAAGGACGUCACGAAGAGCUGAAAGCCAUAGUACCAGUGCUCGAAGAACGUCGAUUGCGAUGUGAACAACGGUUGAAAGAGUUACGUGAACAACUCAACGAUAACCCGGAAUAUGCAGCCUAUCUAUCCCAAAGGAAGAAAUUAGAGAUGCUGCGAGAAGAAAAUGCUAGACGAAAAGCGGAAAUUGAAGAGCGAGAGAAGGAGACGAAUUACGAACCACUUAAAGCUGAGGUGGGUUAUGGCACUUAGAA